Molecule: messenger RNA, 825 nt
Organism: Magnusiomyces paraingens
Lineage: Eukaryota; Fungi; Ascomycota; Dipodascomycetes; Dipodascales; Dipodascaceae
Exons: 2
Coding region: 1-825 (274 amino acids)
Biological process (GO): mitochondrial electron transport, NADH to ubiquinone; mitochondrial respiratory chain complex I assembly
Cellular component (GO): mitochondrion
Source: RefSeq, a predicted model, not a curated record
AUGUCCUUCAUCAAGCUUCUCCAAAGGGCAGGCGUUGUUUCGUCUGUUCCUUCGGUUCGUCAAACACUCAUGGACUUUGCACGCACAAAUGAGCUCAAAAACAUUCUCGUGCGCUCAGACUCUGAACUUGGCGGAUACUCCACAGCCCACGUUGAUCUAGAAUCCCUCGAAACUCCUGCGGCACCUCUUCCGGGCAAAGUUGAUGAUAUCUCUUCUUCUUCGUCGUCAUCGUUUGACGCGGCGACGGCCUGUGCGACGCUUGCCCCCAAGAUGGUGGGCCACUUUCACGGCGUACUAAACCUGGAUCUGCCAGCAAACCGACCAGAUGUCGUACAAUCUGGAUACGCUAUGUUCCGGACUAGAGACCAACGUGCACGCGGGUUCAGUGAGAGCGUUUCACAAAUGUUUGGAGACCCGCCUCACUGGGACUGGCGUGGUUGCACACACAUUAUGUUGAGGGUCAAGGGCGACCGUCGCAAGUAUUUUGUCAACAUUCAAGCAGAUUCUCCGUUACCUGCAGACAUUUACCAGCACAGACUGUUUUUGAAGACUCCGGGACAAUGGGAAACGGUUCUGAUUCCUCUACAGGAUUUUAUUCUCACUAACUGGGGGGUUAUCCAGGAACAACGCAAAAUUAAUACCGAGUAUGUCAAGACAAUUGGCAUAGGGCUCAUCGAUAAGCAAUACGGGCCAUUCAGUUUAUAUGUGGACCGGGUAGAGGCCAUCAAUACAGACUAUGUGUCUCCUGAGGGCAAUUCGUCUCAAACAGAGAGCUCAUCAACCCCUCAUGAUAGGCUUCCUGGUAAGAGCAUUCCAAUUGACUAA